This is a messenger RNA of Ogataea philodendri, 906 nucleotides long. RefSeq lists its product as uncharacterized. The transcript has a single exon. The record is from RefSeq and is a predicted model, not a curated record. NCBI's taxonomy places the organism in Eukaryota, Fungi, Ascomycota, Pichiomycetes, Pichiales, Pichiaceae. Bases 1 to 906 code for a protein of 301 amino acids.
AUGUCUAAACGGAGGUCGUCGUUAUCGCAGCUGUCGACGCUGGACGAUCUCGAGAAGUUCAAGGUGCAUGCCAAGUCUGUCAAGGACAGCUUCAGAUGUUUCCAAUGCUCCAAACACACCGUUGUCCCCACUGUCUCCAGACGGCGUCGAUCGUCCUCGUCUGUGGUGUUUUCGGAGCUGCUUGCCCCAUCAGAGCCGUUGCCAUUCACAAUGAAGAUGUCUGUCUCGUCAGAAACCUACCAUAAACAGCUCACCUUGCCGUUCACCGCGUCGUGUCUGAAAGAUAUCACCGAUUCGCCGUAUUUCGCUGAGGUUAACCUGAAUGACUAUUAUAUGAGUCAGGAGAGAAAGUCCCCUUCACGGGGGUCCAAACGCCGGUUCCCAGGGUUCCAAAUCCCGCCAAAGGGAACCCUCCAGCUGAUCAUCUACAACAACGAGAAAAACGUCACCAGUCUGCUGCUGUUCCCGUACGACGUGACGAGUCUCCGCAAAGACCAUAAAAAGGUGAUCAAGUUCCGCAAAAACAGCACCAUCACCUACAACUCCGAGUCCAACCAGGACCUCAAGAUCAACGUGCGCAAACUCCACAACGAGCUCGAGUUCAAGGCCAUCAACAAACGCGACAGAAAGUUCUACAUCUUCGACUCCUUGAAAAUUGCCUUUGUGCCGGGCUUUCUAUCCGAAAACGCCAAGCUGCCGCUCAGCUCCAGCCUCCCGGACUUCAAGAAACACCAGUACAAUCCGAAGAUCCCGUUGUUCCCGCAAAACUUCCACACCUCCGUUGAGACGGUGGAAUCUGACGAAUACCCGGUCGAUAUGGCCUACUAUACCCAUAAGUGCAAUCUAUGCGACAACGACAGCGACGACGACGAAUGCGUCCAGUUCCCAACCUUCACAUACGCUUAA